AUGGAAACUAGAGGUUGGAAAUUGCUUACUUGUGAUAAAGGCAAAACGAAGUUUCUUAUCAAGUUGUUUCUUAUCAACUGUCAGGAUAAUUCUUCAUACAAUCUUAUCAUUUGCGAUUUGGUGAAUAUCUGGGAAGAAUCCCUUUCAAACGAUGAUAUAAAAAUAAGAUGCAAACAACUUAAUCGAAGAUUAGAAGCACCAACACAAAGUAUUCUUCUACAUAUUCAAGAAACAUUGCUUCAUCAUACUACAAAUGUUUUUACGGUUGUUGAAACAUCAAAAGAAUUAGUUACCAUCAGCCUGAAAAAUUCAUUUCAAGAAGGAAUCCCGUUCUUAUGGGAAUUCACUUGCAAAAUGGUCCAAACUCAAAUGAGCAUUGAACUUUUUGUUGAACCUUUCUUGAAGCUUGUGGCAAGUUUACAAUGCUCUAAUGAUCAACUCAUUAAGGUUAUAAAAAAGAAAGAUGCAGAAAUUCGAGAUUAUAAAGAAAGUGGAUCAAAAGUUUCCAGACCAUAUUUGGAAACUUCAGAAUUUGAUUCAGAAGCUUUUCGGAAAGAUGUAAGACAGACUUCAGAAUAUGUAAGUGCAAUUAUCAAAGAUAGUUUUAUGAUUGCCACUGAUGAUUCCAUAAAUCUGAAACUAGUUGAUGUGGAAGCGGACGCAAAAAGUCCUCCAUCCAUAAGUAACUCAUCUUCUUUAUCAGGAGUUGCAAAUACAGAUUCUCCUGUGAAAAGAGCAACAGCUAAAAUAGUUGGACACAAGAAGAACAAAAUCAUUCGGGGAGGACGAAGACAACCAAUGGGGGUCGAAGUUUUGUCUGAUUCUGAUAGCGAUGUAGAUGCAAAGCCUACUCCUCCACCAGUGAAGAGAGCUUCAAAUCAGGAAAAAAAGAAGGCCACAAAGAAGAAGAAAGUCAUUGACAAGAGAAAAAAGCUCUUUUGAUAAAAACCUUAAAUGUGUUUAAGAUACCAUCCUUCUAAACCUUUGUGCUCAAGUGUAAAAUGAGAAUAGCUUUUUUUAACUAUUCUUCAGGUAAUUUUUGAUAAUAAACAUAUGAAACUAUUUUUAUAUCUGAAGAGGUCACUAAUCUUCAAGCAAGUCGAUCGAUUACUGCAAUCAAAAAGUUACUGAAAUGUAUUUGCACGAGCAGUGAAUGCCUAAAACACUUGGAAAUGUUAAAAUAUUAAUAUUUAUUGUGGUCAAAUAAGUUGUUGCAGAAUGUUCCACAUAACAUCAAUUACAUAAUAUUUCGAACAAGUUUAUAGUUGUUUUAAUUACACAAUUGUCAUACUUAGUAUAAUUUGCAAUAAAUCACUUUAAUAAGAAUGACUCUCAGAUUUUUU
Styela clava is the source of this 1343-nucleotide messenger RNA. RefSeq names its product non-homologous end-joining factor 1-like. Gene Ontology annotation, cellular component: DNA ligase IV complex; nucleus. The record is from RefSeq and is a predicted model, not a curated record. Gene Ontology annotation, molecular function: DNA end binding. Gene Ontology annotation, biological process: double-strand break repair via nonhomologous end joining. Lineage: Eukaryota; Metazoa; Chordata; Ascidiacea; Stolidobranchia; Styelidae.